AUGCGCUUCCGUGUUAUUACAUUUGUGGGCGUUAUUACAUUUGAGGGCGUUAUUACAUUUGUGGGUGCAACAUUCCCCCCUUCUUCCUCUUGCCCUCUCUCUCGAAAGAGCCAUUCAUCUGUAGAACGAGCAGCUUUGAUCGCUAGUCUUCGUAUCAGACAGCUAGCGACCGAUGACAAACAUUCCCUGAGAGGAGAUGUACUCAAGAAAGCAAUAGAGGAAGACAAGGCCAAAGGAAGAAUCCCUGUUUAUCUCUGUGCCACACUUGGAACAACCACAUCAUGUGCUUUCGAUAAUCUGAAGGAGCUGGGACCAAUAUGUAAAGAAGAAGGUCUGUGGUUCCAUAUUGAUGCAGCGUAUGCCGGAAGUGCAUUUAUAUGCCCUGAAUAUAGACAUCUAUUAAACGGUGUUGAACUCGCCGAUUCUUUCAACUUCAACCCUCACAAGUUUCUUCGUGUAACCUUCGACUGCUCGGCACUAUGGGUAAAAGAUAGGGCCGCGUUAGAGGGCGCCUUCCAUGUUAACCCAGCCUACCUCAAACACCAUCACCAAGACACUGUCAUAGAUUACAGGCAUUGGCAGAUUCCAUUAGGUCGCCGGUUCAGAUCUCUCAAGCUUUGGUUUGUUUUCAGACUGUUUGGGGUAGAAAAACUUCAAGAUUACAUUAGAAAGCACGUGUCUCUUGCGAAGGAAUUCGAAGCGCUCGUGGUCAGUGACAACCGAUUUGAAAUCGUUGCGGAGGUCGUUCUGGGUCUCGUCUGCUUCAGAUUAAAGGGCUCCGACAACUUGAAUAAGAUCUUACUGGAUCGGAUCAAUGCAGACGGCAAGAUACACAUGGUCGGUUCAGUGCUAAAAGGUCGUUACAUCCUCAGAAUGGCGGUGUGUGGAUCAGAGACCGCAUCAAGACACAUGAUUCAUGCAUGGGAUGUCAUUACAGAACUCACUACGAAACUCUUGGCUGAGGGGACUAAUGGAAAUGAUGAGCUUACGUCAACCAAAUGCGUGUCGCCGGCGCAGAAGACCAAUGGACACGCCCCGACUUCAGUAGAGUAACCUAUUUUUCAUAGAUCUCAGGAAAAAAAAAUCAAAGUCAUAAUCUAAUGUAUAUUUUUAUCUCUACUCUGCUUGGUCAAAAUGAUAGAUAUAAUCAUUCUCUUUUUUUCUGACCAGUCUUCUGAAAAAAAUUGACCUUCACCUAUUAUUAUGUAAUAAUUUAUUCAUUUGAAUAUUUUGUUAAAUCAUUUUUGUAUUUAUUGAACAAUCACCUUAUCCAGAAGCUGUAAAGUUCAUUCUACUUAUAAUAGAUAUUUCACCUGCAAUGUCGACUAAAUAGCGUUAUUAUGCAUGACAAAACAGCCCACGUUAUCUGCCAUGUCGACUAAAUAGCGUUAAUUAUUAUGACAUGACGAAAUAGCCUACGUUAUCUGCCACGUCGACUAAAUAGCGCUAUCAUGACAUGACGAAAUAGCCUACCUUAUCUGCCACAUUGACUCAUAAAAGUAUGCAUGUCGUCUUUGUGACUUAUAUCUCGCCAAUUUGACGAAAUUUAACUUUUUUAUAAGUCAACUCGACGAGAUAAUUUAUAUCACAAUGUCAACAUACAGCUUUUCAUAUUUGACUUGGCAAGAUACCCUAUUUCGUCAUGUCGACAUGACGACAAGGUUGCGUCAACAUAACAAAAUAAAAUAUCUCGCCAUUUGGUCAAGUCGAUGUUACUUUGAAGAUUCCCACUCGUCGGAACAAAAAAAAAACGAUGAGCUGUCACUCUGUGAAAAGUACAAAGUAUUUAUUUUUUUAAAGGGAGAAAUCUCAUCAUUCAUGCCUUACACACACACACACCCUCCCACACCUCACAGAUCCCCCCACACACACACACUUGUAUAUCGAGCACAUCAUGUGUUUAUGAUCAAAGUAUGUCACUACAUACCGAGGAAUAUAGGCAAUGGAGGAAUGUCAUACAUCAUCAUCGAAAAUGAUAAUUUUUAUGACAUUAUUCUACAACCGAGGACAUCUUUAGUUGUCAAUGGGAGACUCUUUAAAGGGGUACCCCAGGCUGAAAAUAAUUAUAUCAAAAUAAAUAGCGUGAACUUUAAUGAGCAAAAUGCUGAAAAUGUCAUCAAAUCUGAUAACAGAUAACAAAGUUGUCGAACUUUAAAGUUCAGAAAUAUUUUGUGAAAACAUUUAUGUGAACAUCGGCAUGAAUAUUCAUAAGAUGGGCUGAUGAAGUCAUGUCCCCACUUUCCCUUUUCUCACGUUAUUAUACUUGAAAUCACAAUUAUUUCAUAUUUCCUUACAUAUGUGUAUGAUAUGCCCCCCUUAUAAUGAAAUAGGUUGCAGCAAUGAUUAUCUAAUUCAUAAAGUCAGUUGUCAAUCCAUUUUUUUAAUUAUUGGAGGAUAAAUUUUGAAUCAACAUAAUUUCAUAUAAUAAAAUACAAAAGAACAAGUGGGGAUAUGACAUCAUCAAUUUGCUCAUUGAAUAUUCAUGAAGACAUGCAUAGAACUAUUUCACUGAAAUAAUGCAAAUCUUUAAACUACCAUAACGGUUAUUACUUAUCCGAUUUUUGAUCAAAUCAGUUUCAGUGUCUUGUUUGAUUGUUCUUUAUCUGUUUAAAUCAUUUUGUUCUCAGCAUGGAGUACCCCUUUAAAUGUAUACACCUAUUAUGAAAGAAUAUAUAAUUUUGGAUGUUUCCAAUGGGUCUUUGAACCGAGGACGUCAUCGCUGUGCUGUGUGUCCUAAAAAAAUCCGUGUUCGUUUUCCACCAUAAUUAUAGGAGUUUACGCUCAACGAUGUACUGAGGAUUCGAGAGCAUAUAUAGAUUUAUUGUCAAAUGCCCUCAUGACAAAUCUAACAACGAAGAAGUCUUUGUCAAAAAUUUGUGAAUCAAAACAGCAGUUUAUAUAUAGUCCUUGACUCUGGACAAACGACAUAAUUACAAUUUUUCGUCAGCUUUGAAACUCAAGACGGAUCUGCCAAUUUUCGAUAAAGACCUCUGACGGGCAUUUUUCGUCAUUCUUUUUUCCUUCGCUCAGCGAAAACUAAGUGAGAUCGAACACACACGCGCGCGCGCGCGCGCUUGUAUUUCAUCGACUAAUAAGGCAAGUCACCAAGACUGUUUCAAAUGAAAUCAGUCAUAACUGAAUUGUGCAAUCAUACAGGCUUCAUAAUUAUACCUACCUGAAUGUAUUUGCAUUACCCUGAUCGAUGUAAUCCUAUUUAGUUUGUUUUCGUCAAGACGCAUUUAGAAUGAAGAUGUUGCCUAUACACGCAGGUGCGGGCCACACAUUUGCAUUAGAAAAGUCAUAGGCCUAUAAUGUCAAUAUUUGUACUUACAAGAUUGCAAAUCGAUUUAACUUAUAUUCAUUUUUAUCAGCUAUAUAGGCCUGGAUCUAUAUAUAUUCAUAAUGCACUCACUCGUUCGUAAAGUAUGUAUCAUAUUAAUACUCUGGAUGAAAUAAGCUUUUAAUUUUACGAUUACUAUAUGUCAUGUGUAAUUCUAUUAAAAUAAAAUCGUUGUUACAUUUUCACAGUACUAACUAUUAGAAUUUAAUGUGGAUUUAUUUUUUAGAGAUGGUUAUUUUGAUGUAAAUUCUCCACUUAUUGUACAGUCCAUCAACUUUACUUAAAUCAUGGUGUUUAAUGUUUGAAUGUCUAUAUUAGUUUCUUUGUAAGGCGUUCUGCGUCGUCUGUUAUUUAUUUCAAUUGAAUGCACAUAUUAAUUUAUUGACGAAUAAAGUUACUCAAAAUUGUAAAAUGACAUAAGGUUUCC
Molecule: messenger RNA, 3767 nt
Organism: Lytechinus pictus (painted urchin)
Lineage: Eukaryota; Metazoa; Echinodermata; Echinoidea; Temnopleuroida; Toxopneustidae
Product: aromatic-L-amino-acid decarboxylase-like
Exons: 8
Coding region: 1-1053 (350 amino acids)
Biological process (GO): serotonin biosynthetic process; amino acid metabolic process; catecholamine metabolic process
Cellular component (GO): cytoplasm
Molecular function (GO): aromatic-L-amino-acid decarboxylase activity; pyridoxal phosphate binding
Source: RefSeq, a predicted model, not a curated record